GGGUUGGAAGAGACCGUGCUUAACACUUGGUCAUAACCACAAUCUCACUUGGAUGCUUAAAGGCGGUGGUUCCUCUCUGCAGAUUUACUUGGAAAGUUAGAGAUGACCAAUUGGAGAAUUCUGAUACUAGUUGCCUUGAGCCAGGCCUUUCUGGCACUGACUCAAACUUCAGUUGAUGUUAAAGAUAUCGAAAUCAGCAAAUGUCGAAUCAUGGGGAUUUUCCACGUUAGCUUGCAAGGUGAUUACAAUCUAUCACUGAUUCAAGCGCGUGAUACCUGUAACCAACUUGACUCGCAGUUGGCAACAAAGGCACAGGUCGAAAGUGCACAUGAGCUAGGCUUCGAAAUGUGCAGGUAUGGUUGGGUGGAUGAUGGUUUUCUUGUUAUCCCAAGAAUCAGUUCAAAGGAGCAAUGUGGAAAAAAUGGAACAGGCGUGUUGAUUUGGAAGGUUGAUCCUGACAAACUGUACGAUGCUUACUGCUUCCAGAAGAAUGAUGCCCAGAAGAUGAAUACUUGUGAGCCAUUAACUGAACAUCCAACUAUGUUCACGAAUCCAACAGAAACAUCAUUAACGGAUCUGGAUCACGCAAACUCAAGCAAUGAAUUCAGCUUUGAAUUUACUACCCCAUCAAACAGCAGAACUUUAGUACCUCGGAAAACAAAUUCCUUUCUGUCAACCUCAGCUGAUUCAACCCUUCAUUCAGCCCCCUCCUCAGAAUCGCAUAGUACUGCAGAGGAAAGUUCCAAACUUUCCAACAGUUUUAUUAUGUACUUGGCAUUGAGCCUGGUGGUAUUCAUUUUGUUCGUGAUCUUCGUGGCUGCUUUGGUCUGUUGUCUCAGAAAACGCAAGAAGCGUUUUUCGUAUUUACCCAGCCAGCCAAAAGAAGCCAUUGAAGCUGAAGUAUGGAGCAAUAACCAGACAGAGAACAACUCACCAUGAGAAGACACAGAAAGAAAAUCCAAUUAACAAACUUUGCAUCUUUCAAUAUCAAACAAGCAAACUAAUUCAAUAAACAUUCAGGAUAUGGAAGGGGGAUUAUAAUUAGUUUUAAAUAGAAUUACACUGAUUGUAAAAGAAAAAUAUGUAACAAAAAUUGAACGUAAAGCACAGAAAUUGGUCAUUCAGUUCAACUAAUCAAAAUUGUUAUUUUUGCUCCAUUUAAACUUUCUAGUAACCUUCUUUGAUUUUCUGGCUUUGAUGUCAGUAUUAAUACAUAUGUGCACAGACUCAGUGUCCUAUAAUCUCAUUGCUUGAAAGGUAAAUAAUGAAAGAAAAGUAAACUGUUUCGCCAAAGUAUCUCAUUCAACAUUUAAUUAAGCAGAACCCAUCACAACUAAUCCCCGACAUUGGGGUCAAUGCUAUAACUAAAUGAAUCUUAUUGUCUGUUUUGAUCAUUCAGCUACAGUUCUUACUUUGGACGAUAGUGUAAAGAUUACAAGAUAUAUCUAGCUUUGCCUCUCUCAGCAGAUUACAAGGUAAUGAGGAGUAGGGGAGUAGGAGAAGUUGGGGAAGACUGAAGGAAGUGUGGGAUAGACUUAGGUAGAGAGUAGAAGAAUUAAGGAUGAGUAAAAUAGUUGGGGCUAGAAAGAAUUGGGGGAAAGAUUCAGGGCAUAAAGGAGAAAUAUUAAGUCAUAAUGUUAAAGCUAAAUGGACCAACUGGUCCUUUCCUACAUACAAUUUUUUGUUCCAUUUGUAUGCAACAUUGUCUUACGAAUGUGUCAAAUUUCUUCUGGAAGAGAUGAAAAAAAGCUCACGACUGACAGUGGGUCAUUAGCAUCUCACAGUGCUCUCACUCUGCCAUUACUUCAUUCAUAUCCAUCGCGCAUGCACUGAUAACCUAUGACAUGGGCUUGCAGCAGAACACCUCCAGGUCUAUAAUCUGAUGUAUUAUUUCAAAAUGUCAUGGAUUACCUUUAGUUGUCCAUUUUUCCUCACAUUGUUGCUGGGUUCACUGUGCUGGUGAAACAGAGCUACCAAAUCCACAUCCUCUUGAUUGGGGCAAGAGCAAUUUUAGCUUAAAUGGAGGCCUCUGGGAAAAUCCUGUCUCUGUCUAGCAGUAACGUGGGCAGCAAGGUCCUAUUUAAAGAGUGAAAAUAACAUACAAAACGUGGGGUGGCAACUAAUUAAAAAUAAUUACAAUGAAAGUGAUAUGAGAACCAUUGGACCAAGGCAUGAAGGUAUAACCCGUUACCGAUAAGUAUACUUUAGUUUUAUUUGCUUGUAUUUUUAAUAUUUUCAUGUCCUCAGUGGGAGAAGGCAUAAUUAUAAAAACAAGUUUAUGUAGAAAAUAUUCAUUGCAAUCUUGGAAAUUUAUGUUUUAAAAAAUUGAUGAAGGUGUGUAUUAACGCUCUGAACAUAGUCUAGCUUUGAUGAAAUCCUGCCAUCAAUCCACAUGUAAGCUGAAAAGCUGUUACAAAAUUUUUAACAGACCAAUAGCCAUAAUUGAAUAAUCAGCAAACUAUUUUAAAGAUUUACAAGGGUUUUAUUUAUUCUACAUCUACAAGUUAGAACAAAUGCCAGUUUCCACCUUUCCCUCUGAAACCUUUCCCCCACAUAGAUGCGGAAGUGUUUUCUGUUAUAAUGGCAAUGGAACACUACUGGAUCCACCUUCAGUUAUGAACUCGCUAACAUUAAAAGAUGGCCCUUACUGAAAAAUAACACAGGAUCAUAAGAUACUGGAGCUCUAACAUUCAAUCAUAGCUGAUGCGUUUCUCAACCCUAUUCUCCUCUCUUCUCUCUAUAAUCCUUGAUUCCAUUACUAAUCAAGAAGCAUAAUUUAAUCCAUAUAUGCAUUUAUGUAAUUUCUGAAGCUUUUCCUCUAUUUCUUGUGUUUCCUCUGGGUGUUGUAAGAACCCUUUCAAACAGAUUACCCUGAAGGACUGAAAAUAGAAGAGAAACUCAGCAGGUCUGGCAGCAUCUGUGGAGAAAGAAAGAGUUCAUCAGAAUUAAUGUUUCAUGUCCAGCGACGUUUCUUCAGAACUGAAAAUUGUUGGGAAAUGAUUGCAUUUAUACUGUUUUCAGAGCGGGGUGGAGAAGAUGAGUAAGUCGAAUAGAUGGGUGCCCAGAGAUAGAAAAGAAAGAGAUUGCUGAUGGUAAGCCUGGACUGACAGACAUGAGUGCUAGAUACGUGCCAACAGAAAGUGUGAACAGUUGAAAAUAGGUUGCCUGUGCUGGAUUGGUAGAUGAAGUUAAAUGCGGAAAAAUGUGAGGUGUUACACUUUUGGGGCAAGUAAUAUGGAAAGAUAAUAUCAAAUAAAGGCUACUAUUCCAAAGAGUAUGCAGGAGCAGACACACCUAUUAUAUAUGGGGCACACGUCAUUAAGGGUGACAGGAUAGGUAGAGAGCUGUUAAAGGGCAGCACGGUGGCACAGUGGUUAGCACUGCUACCUCACAGCACCAGAGACCCGGGUUCAAUUCCCGCCUCAAUGUGGAGUUUGCACAUUCUCCCCGUGUCUGCGUGGGUUUCCUCCGGGUGCUCCGGUUUCCUCCCACAGUCCAAAAAUGUGCAGGUUAGGUGAAUUGGCCAUGCUAAAUUGCCCGUGGUGUUAGGUGAAGGGGUAAAUGUAGGAGAAUGGAUCAGGUGGGUUGCUCUUCAGAGGGCCGAUGUGGACUGGUAGGGCCGAAGAGCCUGUUUACACUGUAGGGAAUGUAAAUUUUUUUUAAAAAAGCAAUCAGUAUACUAGGCUUCAGCAAUUCUAUAGUUUAGCACAAGUACUGGUUUCCAUCUUUUCCUGGCCAGAAACUAACUCCACACUUUUCAUCACUUUUAUAUAAAAACGAUCAGUACAAUUUGUCAAUCAACUCUGGAGCUGUUUUAGUUUAUCUUCAAGGGACCUGCAUUUCUAACGCUGAUACAACACACAUUCCCUCUGCAACUAACUGUUUCUAUAAUACUGACUCUAAUCCUCAAUUAGAUUUUUGUAUAAUACAGAUUUUGAUUUUAUUCUUAUUCAAAUAUUGCUUCCUUUCUUUGAUAGGGAAGAAACUGACAUAUCACAGCAAAAUAUUUCACUUUUUAAAAAAGGCAAUGCAUAAUGUAGGUUGAAUUUUGAAAUCCACUUAAAUGAAAUAUAUAACUUGUGCUGUUACAGCAUGAAUCCUUCUUUAACUGAAAAAAAUUUACAUAUUUUAUUAUCAAAUGUUUGUUUUCAUUUCAAAAUUGUAUGACCAAACCUGCCCAAAUUGGUAGCUCAAAUUCUGUGCUUUUAUUUUUAGUUAUUUGUAUUUGCAACUUGACAUCUGCUGAAUUAAAAUAAACAAUUUAGGUCCAAUGUG
This is a messenger RNA of Hemiscyllium ocellatum (epaulette shark), 4275 nucleotides long. RefSeq names its product lymphatic vessel endothelial hyaluronic acid receptor 1-like. Gene Ontology annotation, cellular component: plasma membrane. The record is from RefSeq and is a predicted model, not a curated record. The transcript is spliced from 6 exons. The coding region runs from base 103 to 939 and encodes 278 amino acids. NCBI's taxonomy places the organism in Eukaryota, Metazoa, Chordata, Chondrichthyes, Orectolobiformes, Hemiscylliidae. Gene Ontology annotation, molecular function: transmembrane signaling receptor activity; hyaluronic acid binding. Gene Ontology annotation, biological process: cell adhesion.